Messenger RNA from Stereum hirsutum FP-91666 SS1, 480 nucleotides. RefSeq lists its product as uncharacterized. The transcript has 2 exons. The record is from RefSeq and is a predicted model, not a curated record. Lineage: Eukaryota; Fungi; Basidiomycota; Agaricomycetes; Russulales; Stereaceae. Bases 1 to 480 code for a protein of 159 amino acids.
AUGAUUCCGCUUCGCCCUCUGGCGGAUCUGGACGGCCCAUGGUCCAUGCCGUUCGCAAUGAGUAUUCCGUUCAGUCCAGGGCUUAGAGCAGCCGGCGGGUGGACACCCAUGCACGAUAUUCCCGAUGCACUUUUCCUUGCCCUGGAUGAACGUAUCGCGAAAAACGUUCACGGUGGAAAGCAGUCGUUUGUGGGUAAUUCAUACGCUCUUAUCACGCCACUGCCAGAUGUGAAGUGGCAGUAUGGUACAUCGCUCACGGAGGGUUCUCGACGCAUUUUGAGUGUAGUGAUUGUAUCAACAAAUCGUGCGCGGCCACCGAUCUCCUACGUCCCUACAGAUACUCUUCAUUCCGCCUUGUAUAGUCAAUGCCACUAUGUCGGCCCUCUUGAUGAUAAGCUCCCACAUCAUUGCUCCAAGCUCGAAACCUUCGACAUCUUUCUGUUCGAAUGCCCGGGUCCAACGCUCACUCUACUCGCGUGA